Molecule: messenger RNA, 474 nt
Organism: Passer domesticus (house sparrow)
Lineage: Eukaryota; Metazoa; Chordata; Aves; Passeriformes; Passeridae
Product: zinc finger protein 436-like
Exons: 2
Coding region: 1-474 (157 amino acids)
Biological process (GO): embryo development; urogenital system development; regulation of transcription by RNA polymerase II
Cellular component (GO): nucleus
Molecular function (GO): RNA polymerase II transcription regulatory region sequence-specific DNA binding; DNA-binding transcription factor activity, RNA polymerase II-specific
Source: RefSeq, a predicted model, not a curated record
AUGUAUCCCAGAAAGGAGUAUCCCCAGAUGGUGGGGUCUGGCUUCCGAAAGAAGAAAGAAGUCUCCCAGCUGCGCACGCACACAGAGGAGAGGCCCUUCCGCUGCCCCGACUGCGGGCAGGGCUUCAGGCGGAACGCCCAUCUUGUCAGGCACCGGCUCAUCCACACUGGGGAGAGGCCCCACGAGUGUGAGGAAUGUGGGAAGAGCUUCAGGCAGAGCUCCACCCUGAUCAGGCACCAGAGGACCCACACUGGGGAACGGCCCUAUGAGUGUGGGGAGUGUGGGAAAAGCUUCAGCCAGCGUUCCAGCCUGAUUGUCCACCAAAAGAUCCACACUGGGGAGAGGCCCUACGAGUGUUCCGAGUGUGGGAAGGGGUUUCCGAUCCGCUCCCAUCUAUUCCAGCACUAUCAGAGUCACACAGAGGAGAGGCCCUUUCUCUGCCCCGACUGCGGGAAGGGAUUCAGGCAGAACUGA